AGAAAUCAUAAGCAAAUAAAUUGAAAACACACUAACUUUUGAAGUAUUUAUUUAAUGACAGUGAAUUAAUUUUAGCAUAAAGAGGAAAAAAUAGACUAAAGUAUGGUGGAAAAUUCUGUUCAGUCAGCGGAAACAGAAGGAACCUUCAAUCCUAAAGUGAGAUGGGCGAUCCCGCAUAGAUUAGAUUUUCUAACAUUUAUUGGAAAAGACGUUUUGGCCGUGGGACACGAUGUGUACAUCAUAUUCUUUAAUUUCAAGCACAAUACUGAAUUAGUUUACGUUGCUAACAAUGAAAAGGCGGGUGAUGGUGUGGACGUUAUUGCCGGUCACAAAACAAAUAUCUUUGCAUUCGCUGAAAAAGUGAAAAAUCCUCGGAUUUUCAUCGUCACAUAUCCGUCGUUCAGCAUUUUAGCAGAGCUCAGAGACAGUGACGUGAACAGAUACAAGGGUAUUUGCAUGAUGGAAUCUGACCUUGUAGCAGGGUUUAGCGGUUUUCCUAACUACGUCGUCUCGGUGUGGAGUUGGCGAACAAAUCAAAGACUCUUGUGCAUACCAACGGGAGUCGUGCGAAGAAAGCAGAUUUACAUAGCGAGUCGAACACAUAUGCUCCUCUGCGAAUGCUGGGGAGAAGGCUUGAUAGUCUGGGAGGUUGCGCAGUGCUACAAGCGGUGCCUGAUGAUGCGACGCGCCAAGGAGGAGAAAACGGGGUGGGAGGUGUCGGAGCCGCCCUACGUGGACGUCUGCUGGACGAGCGACGGCCAGCUGUAUGCCAUCGAUCCGACCGCUAAAUUGUACAUUCUCCUGUCUGAUGGCAUCGGGAUGGUGUCUAGCUUGGAGUGGGCUGAAGACAUAGAGGGCACUCAGAAGCCUUGCAUGUGCUCCUUUGGAAACGGGAUUCUGAUCUACGGACCUGAUAAAUGUCUAAGGUCACUGAAAAAAUCUGAAAGCGCGUGGAAAGUGGUGUUCAUGCAUACGCCAGCAGACGACGUGGUGAGCCUCGUGUCCAACAGCACCGGUGACGUCGCAGCUGUGUGGACUGCCAAUGGGCUCCUGUACAAGGUCACAGGGGAUGAGGACAAGCCUGACAUGAAGCUGGUGGCGUUCAAGCAACGAGACAUUUCUAAAAUACAAUUGAUCGCCCCCGACAGUAGGUACUUGGCUACGAUGAACAUAAAAGGAGUCCUUUGUGUGUAUGAAGUUGAAACCGCAAAAUUGGUAGCUCUGAAGUACAUAGAAGGAAACGAUAUUUCUUUCGAAGCAAGCCCCGCUGAACCAGUCCUAGCGAUUUACGGAGAAGAAGAAGAUAACUACGGAUUAGCCUUAUUCGGCUUCAAGCCUGAUGGUCUUCAGAAACUGGUCAGCGUGUGCCUGACCCACCAGAUAGUCUCGCACGUGGUGUUCUCGCCAACCGGCAGGGAACUGAUAGCGGCUGCCAUGUCUGCUGGACAUGUGUUUAUUUAUAAGGUGUCGGAAGACCACAAGCUGUCUCUGGUGCGAUACGUGGAGCUCGGCCGCGGGCUGGCUGACUGCAUGCUGAUGAAAGUUGGAGAUGCGAUGCGAGCUUUCUGUCUCGUUCUGUUCUCUGAUAAAUAUUCUAUUGGUGAACGAAUCAUCUGUAUUAAUGCUGAUACGGGGAAAGACAACAAGUUUGCGGGAAAGAUGCAAGGUCCGUAUGCGAGGCUCAUACCGCUCAGCGACAGCGACACAAUGGUCGCCAUACCGCAUCUUAGCAAGGAGUACCACGUCCUGAAACUAGCCGGAGAGAAAGGUGUAACUGUAUCCGUAAAGAUGGGACCCAUAAUAGACUCCGGUCAUGACAUCAAGUAUUUCGACGGGACUUAUGCUAACGGAUGUUUUUUGAGCUUCGGUUAUGAUGGUCUUGUCGUUUUGAGGAAAGGUCCGGCUCUGGAACAAUACGAUCUGAAACUGGUAGCUUCACACCGUUACGAACUGGGAAUCAAACAAGCGAUUAUCGAUGCAGACAACAAGUUCGUAGUGCAUAUCGGCAGAAACAACACGUUGUGCUGCACGUGCUUGCGCGAGGAGCACGCGGGGGAGCUGCCCCUCGAGCCCCCGGACAUCAGCAUGUUCGACGCCACCAAAACCAUCAGCAUUUUGGAUGGGAACACGAAAAACUAUUUGGACCUUCAAGAAGAAAAGAAAGUGCGCGAGGAAGCCAUGGACCACAAGCAUCAGCGCGAAGAGCUCGUCAAGUCAUUCGAGAAUGUGAGAGCAAAGCUGGUGGAACUUUUAGAGGAAAAUCUUGUCGCGCCAGAACUGCAUCAACUUUCAUUGGCUGAAUUCAAUCUUCAUCUUGAGAAUAAGAAGGAAAGGGUCAAACAGGCAGAGAAAGAACGCGAGCUGAUCCGCCUGGAGACGGAGGCCCGCAUCGUGGCCCAAGACAAAGUGACCGCUUGGAUCAAGAAACAUUGCUGGGACACCAUGCUCUCUCCGAGGGUCAAGAUCUUCGCAAUAUUUAGUCACUAUCAGGUAGAAAAUUUUGCGGUACUGCCUACUCAACGGGAUAAUUGGCCUGAACUACAGAGACUGGAGGCGUUGUAUACCAUAGAGGCGGAAAACGAGUCCGAUGUGUUCCGGCCCUGGGUCGAAGAGAUGCCGGAACAAAACUCUAAAAGCUUAGCUGAAGUCCGGCCCAGCACGUCGGGGUCGGCCUCGCAGCUGGCGGAGAGUGAGUCUGGUCGUUCGGAGGAGGAGGUCCCGCGGUGCGCGUGGUGGCGCGGCGCCAGCACGGCGCUGUACGUGCGAGUCCCGCGCGCCCACACGCCGCAGAUACUCGCAUAUUCCUUUUUGCAAAUGGACGGCCUGCAUCAUACCACCAAGUUGAACGUCCAGAACAUGCGGCUCUGGUUCAAUAAUCAGUUCGACGACCUCAUGAAUCUCAAGAAGAGAGAGAUGGCUCUCGUUGAGGACCGAAACUUGAAGCUCCGAUUUAUCAUCGAAGAAUUGAAUAAGCUGUCAGAUCUUAGAGGCAGUUUUCAUCAUCUGAACAUUGAAAUUAGAGAUCCGGUAUGGCGUCAAGAGGAACAACCCGAAAAACUUAUUAAAGUCGAACCUGAAGAAUGCAGCAUUGAACCCUACAUCAGCCCCAGUCAAAUUGUCAUCGUGCCCCCCGAUCCUGGCCCUAAAGACGACUUCAAAGAUCGAGCCCUAAUGGAGAUGAUGGACGGUGUGCUGGAAAAACUCUGGCAUGAGGAAAUCAAAAAACCCAUUCCAAUGCCACAGUGCAUGUUGGAAAAAGACCCGGAGCAUUUCAACGAGGACGAUUUGCGGCUGAUGUUCGACUACGAAGCCAAAGUGAAGUUCCGUAACGAAGAAAGAGACAAGUACCGCAAGAUGCUGCACGCCGAGUAUGCGAAGAUUGCACAGCUCCUGAACGAAGGGGUCGUCAAGUUUAACCAGAAGGUGAAGGAGAUGUGGCUGACGAAAUUAAAAGCGGAUUCUGUGAUAGGUCAAGAAAACCUCAAUUUGAUGCGUCUGCGUCGAACUAAUCUGGAUCGUGUUGAAAUGGCCGAGAAACUUGAAGAUAUGCGGGCACAAAUAUCUCGCUAUGAAGAUGAAGUGGAAACCCUCAACCAGGAGUUGCAGUCCAUGCAGGAUCAGAUCACGGACUGUCAGAAUACGUACGACAGUUUGGUCGUCAAGGACAAAUACUUGGAUCGGACCUUCAAGAAUCACUUUGCUGAUCUUUCUCCAAUUAUUGUGGACCAGUGCUAUAAAUUUUUCAAGAAGCGUCCGAAGUGGCAGCAGCGCGCGGCGGCGAGCGCGGGCGUGCUGUACGAGCUGGCAGCGGCCGUGCUGCUCGCGGUGAGGCCGCCGCUCCUGCCGCCCGACUGUCUCGACUACUACAAGGGGGUGGAACAACUAGACCACAGCACCAACAUGCCCCCGGUGAUGGACGAGGCCUUGUGGGCCCUCAUGUGCAAGCUGCGUCGAGCCAAAAUCGAAAAUGAAAUCCGGAUGCGUGCAGUGUGCCAGGAGUUGUCGCUGGCGGAGGGCGCGGCGGGGGCGUGGGGCCGCGGGUUGGCGGCGCGGCGCUCGCUGCUGGCGCACACGCACCAGCGCGUGCUGCAGCACAGGAGGGACGUCGAGCUGCUCUCCAGGAACAAAACUGUACAGCUGGUACUCCCAGCGGGACAGGUUGAGAUCUUCACAACAGGGCACAUGGAAGAUUACAAUGACGCUACUCUCAUCCGAAGAGAAGAUAUAGAGAAAAUCAACAACGUUAUAUUGAAAGUAGGAGAACUAAAACUUCGAAUGAUGAAGAAGCAGAUGGAUUUCCGCAAAGGGAUCCUCAGCAAGGAGUGGGAGCACGCGCAAAUGAAGAUGAAACUGCGUCACAUGGAACAGGAGCUCAGCUCGUACUUACGACUGAAGAUCCCAAAAGAACUCCAGCAGUAUUUGAAAAACAAGGAACUGGGUUAUACCGACGAGCAAGACUACAUGCGGAUGGAGAAGGAGAUGGCUGCCUCCAAGAUGUCCAUCAACAGGAUACUCAAUGAGCAGAUACAUAGAGUGGAGGAGCUCGAGGUGAAGUUAGCGUCAGUUGAAACUGAAGCCAAUCGUCUCGAGCAGGUGAUAGCCGAUCUCAAUGUAAAAGUAUCCGAGAAAAGAAUUCACCAAGAUCCUCUCGAGCCUAUACGUAUAAGAAAAGUUUUUAAGGAAAGGAUGGAGACCUUGGUGAUGCGCGGACGGCUGAUCCGGGAGGUCCAGGCCAAUCACACAACCAUAGUACUGCUACAGACGGAACUGGAACUGCUACGUUUGAAGACGUAUCCAACUUUAGCUAGUUUUCGUACUUUUAAUUAAGCUAUUGGUAAAAGUCUUAAUAAACUAUUGGUAAAUAGUA
Bombyx mori (domestic silkworm) is the source of this 4867-nucleotide messenger RNA. Its product is annotated as cilia- and flagella-associated protein 43. NCBI's taxonomy places the organism in Eukaryota, Metazoa, Arthropoda, Insecta, Lepidoptera, Bombycidae. Gene Ontology annotation, cellular component: axoneme. The transcript has 31 exons. Gene Ontology annotation, biological process: cilium assembly. The record is from RefSeq and is a predicted model, not a curated record. The coding region runs from base 103 to 4827 and encodes 1574 amino acids. Gene Ontology annotation, molecular function: protein binding.